Molecule: messenger RNA, 1883 nt
Organism: Eptesicus fuscus (big brown bat)
Lineage: Eukaryota; Metazoa; Chordata; Mammalia; Chiroptera; Vespertilionidae
Gene: CREB1
Product: cAMP responsive element binding protein 1
Exons: 9
Coding region: 94-1119 (341 amino acids)
Biological process (GO): regulation of transcription by RNA polymerase II
Cellular component (GO): nucleus; ATF4-CREB1 transcription factor complex
Molecular function (GO): DNA-binding transcription factor activity, RNA polymerase II-specific; protein binding; cAMP response element binding
Source: RefSeq, a predicted model, not a curated record
CUGGCUGGCUCCCUGGCUGCGGCUCCUCAGUCCGCGGCGGCUGCUGCUGCCUGUGGCCCGGGCGGCUGGGAGAAGCGGAGUGUUGGUGGCUAAAUGACCAUGGAAUCUGGAGCAGAGAACCAGCAGAGUGGAGAUGCAGCUGUAACAGAAGCUGAAAACCAGCAAAUGACCGUUCAAGCCCAGCCACAGAUUGCCACAUUAGCCCAGGUAUCUAUGCCAGCAGCUCAUGCAACAUCAUCUGCUCCCACCGUAACAUUAGUACAACUGCCCAAUGGACAGACAGUUCAAGUCCAUGGAGUUAUUCAGGCGGCCCAGCCAUCAGUUAUUCAGUCUCCACAAGUCCAAACAGUUCAGUCUUCCUGUAAGGACUUAAAAAGACUUUUCUCCGGAACUCAGAUUUCAACUAUUGCAGAAAGUGAAGAUUCACAGGAGUCAGUGGAUAGUGUAACUGAUUCCCAAAAACGAAGAGAGAUUCUUUCAAGGAGGCCUUCCUACAGGAAAAUUUUGAAUGACUUAUCUUCUGAUGCACCAGGAGUGCCAAGAAUUGAAGAAGAGAAGUCUGAAGAGGAGACUUCAGCACCCGCCAUCACCACUGUAACGGUGCCAACGCCGAUUUACCAAACUAGCAGUGGACAGUAUAUUGCCAUUACCCAGGGAGGAGCAAUACAACUGGCUAACAAUGGUACCGAUGGGGUACAGGGCCUGCAAACAUUAACCAUGACCAACGCAGCUGCCACUCAGCCGGGUACUACCAUUCUACAGUAUGCACAGACCACUGAUGGACAGCAGAUCUUAGUGCCCAGCAACCAAGUUGUUGUUCAAGCGGCCUCUGGAGAUGUACAAACAUACCAGAUUCGCACAGCACCCACUAGCACCAUCGCCCCUGGAGUUGUUAUGGCUUCCUCUCCAGCGCUUCCUACACAGCCUGCUGAAGAAGCCGCACGAAAGAGAGAGGUUCGUCUAAUGAAGAACAGGGAAGCAGCACGAGAGUGUCGUAGAAAGAAGAAAGAAUAUGUGAAGUGUUUAGAAAACAGAGUGGCAGUGCUUGAAAACCAAAACAAGACACUGAUUGAGGAGCUAAAAGCACUUAAGGACCUUUACUGCCACAAAUCAGAUUAAUUUGGGAUUUAAAUCUCACCUGUUACAUUGGACAAAGAACUGGCUUGGCCACAACCAGAAAGACAAAAUAAACAUUUUAUUUUCUAAACAUUUCUUUUUUUCUAUGCGCAAAACUGCCUGAAAGCAACUACAGAGUUUCAUUCGUUUGUGCUUUUGCAUUAAACUGUGAAUGUUCCUACACCUGCCUCCACUUCUCCCUUCAAGAAGUUUUCAGCACCAGGAAUCAUGAAGAAACUUUUGCAGUUCAUCCCCCAUCCUCAAGAAGUAAUAAUUGAUUGACUUUGUAAAUUGAUGGGGGAAAUGAGGAAAAGAAAAAUUUUUUUAAUUUCAAGGUUUGUGCUGAGCGCCUUGAUUGCCUUAGGGACAGAAUUACCCCAGCCUCUUGAGCUGAAGUAAUGUGUGGGCCACAUGCAUAAAGUAAGUAAGGUGCAAUGAAGAAGUGAUUGCCAAAUUGAUGUUUCUACAUUUUCAUUGUGAAUUAUGUAAAAUCAUUAAAAGAAAUACCCUCUAAAGAAUGGUGUUGAAGAAAGUAAGAAUGAAUUUGGAGUGCUUUCUAUGUACAAUCUCUUCAAUACUGAAAACAUCCUUGAUUCUUAAAAACAUUCUGUAUUAACUACAGCUCUUCUAUAGGGCAGUUGUUGCUUCUUAAUUUAGUUCUGUAUGUGUUCAACAUUUUUGAAUACAUUAAGAGAAGUAACCAACUGGAUGAAAAGGCAUGGUAUUUUAAUUUUAAAUUAAAUUGAAAUAAAUGUAAGUACAAAUUU